This is a messenger RNA of Ipomoea nil (Japanese morning glory), 1794 nucleotides long. Its product is annotated as shaggy-related protein kinase alpha-like. Gene Ontology annotation, biological process: protein phosphorylation; signal transduction. The record is from RefSeq and is a predicted model, not a curated record. Gene Ontology annotation, molecular function: protein serine/threonine kinase activity; ATP binding. Bases 233 to 1462 code for a protein of 409 amino acids. Gene Ontology annotation, cellular component: cytoplasm. The transcript has 13 exons. Lineage: Eukaryota; Viridiplantae; Streptophyta; Magnoliopsida; Solanales; Convolvulaceae.
AAAUUAACAACAUUAAUUAAACAACCUUUCUCUCUCUUUCUUCUUCUUCUUCUUCUUCUAUCAAUAUCAGAUUCUCUCUCCUGUUCUUCUCUCUCUAAUGCUUGUGGUGCCAUCUCGGCUGCAAACAAUCAAGCCCAGCCGCUGGUGAUCGCUGUGUUGUCGAUCUCCUCAAGAUUCUGAUUUCAUAGAUAAAUGACUUGUUGAGGUGAUAUAGUAAGAAAGUUCCUAAUAAAUGGCAUCAGUGGGUGUACCACCUGCUUCUGGUAUGAGAGAAUCCAGUGGUCACACUGUUGGUGUUGAUAGUUUGCCUGAGGAGAUGAAUGACAUGAAAAUCAGGGAUGAUAAGGAUAUGGAAGCAGCAGUUGUUGAUGGUAAUGGGACUGAGGCAGGUCACAUAAUAGUGACAACUAUUGGUGGUCAAAAUGGUCAACCAAAACAGACUAUAAGUUACAUGGCUGAACGAAUUGUUGGGCAUGGAUCAUUUGGUGUAGUAUUUCAGGCUAAAUGCUUAGAAACUGGUGAAACUGUUGCUAUAAAGAAAGUUCUUCAAGACAAAAGAUACAAGAACCGGGAAUUACAGACCAUGCGUCUUCUUGACCACCCAAAUGUAGUGUCAUUGAAGCACUGCUUCUUUUCUACAACUGAUAAGGAUGAACUGUAUCUUAAUCUGGUUCUUGAAUAUGUACCUGAAACUGUACACCGUGUUCUCAAGCACUACAAUAAGUUGAGCCAAAGGAUGCCAUUGAUAUUGGUGAAGCUUUACACAUAUCAGAUUUUCAGGGCAUUGUCUUAUAUCCAUCGCAGUAUUGGAGUGUGCCACAGGGAUAUCAAACCUCAAAAUCUUUUGGUGAAUCCACAUACUCAUCAAGUUAAGUUAUGUGAUUUUGGAAGUGCGAAAGUUCUGGUUAAAGGGGAGCCCAAUAUUUCUUACAUCUGCUCUAGGUAUUAUAGAGCUCCAGAGCUUAUUUUUGGAGCGACAGAGUACACUACCGCCAUUGAUGUCUGGUCUGCAGGUUGUGUCCUUGCUGAACUGCUUCUAGGACAGACACUAUUUCCUGGUGAAAGUGGAGUUGACCAGCUUGUAGAGAUCAUUAAGGUCUUGGGUACUCCUACCAGGGAAGAAAUUAAAUGCAUGAAUCCAAACUAUACAGAGUUCAAAUUCCCGCAAAUUAAAGCUCAUCCAUGGCACAAGAUAUUUCAUAAGCGUAUGCCACCAGAAGCAGUUGACCUGGUUUCUAGGCUUCUGCAGUACUCUCCAAAUUUACGCUGCUCUGCUUUGGAUGCCUUGACCCAUCCUUUCUUCGAUGAGCUACGUGACCCCAGCAUUCGCCUCCCAAAUGGACGCUUUGUUCCACCGCUGUUCAACUUUAAGCCACACGAGUUGAAGGGUGUGCCAACGGAAACCAUAAUGAAAUUGGUUCCUGAGCACGCGAGAAAACAAUGCCCCUUCCUGGGAUUGUGAUUCCUGAAGAGCACGACAGAUAAAUGAUGAAUCAAGCGUUCCUUUCGAAGCUCUUUUUCUCCUGUCUGUAACCAUUAUUUUCGUAUGUAUCUUUGUAUUGCCUUGUCUCGAAAAAGCGCAGAUGUAAGGAAAUGCGUUCAACAAUCGCCUCGGCUUCAACUUGUGGUGUACCAUGUAUCCUGUCUUUGUAUGACCUGUAGUUGUAACAUCAUGUGGUUUAAGGAAUUUGAAUGUACUGUUGAGAUUGAAUGUCAAAUGGUUGGAAUUCUGAAACAAGAUUUUUCAUUUUGGUAAAUUUGAUGAUAGGGGGACCACUUGGGUUCAUACUCAAA